Messenger RNA from Hypomesus transpacificus, 3981 nucleotides. RefSeq names its product plexin-A2-like. Gene Ontology annotation, biological process: regulation of cell shape; negative regulation of cell adhesion; semaphorin-plexin signaling pathway involved in axon guidance. Bases 670 to 2079 code for a protein of 469 amino acids. The transcript has 3 exons. Lineage: Eukaryota; Metazoa; Chordata; Actinopteri; Osmeriformes; Osmeridae. Gene Ontology annotation, cellular component: semaphorin receptor complex. Gene Ontology annotation, molecular function: semaphorin receptor activity; protein binding. The record is from RefSeq and is a predicted model, not a curated record.
CAACCGAUUCGUGCCAGUCCUAGCACAACCCUCCAAGAAAGGCAGUGCGAGUACUGAAUCAAAUGCUGCGAAAUUGUAGCCCAUGCUGACGAUGCCGGACGAUGGCAAGCCAAACCGUGUCUAGGGUAGGCUAGAGGACAUUCCAUUUUAAACUGAAGGAAUGUGCCAUAUCGCAGGCAUGUCUCUCUAAAUUCGUAGAAAGUGUCAACGAAGGCUUACGAAGUUACGCGCUAAAUUGUAGAGAUCAGUUUUGAGCCAGCAUUGCAGCCGUGCAGCACAGCGCAAUGGAUAUGUAUGAAUGAGAGACGGGUUAGAGUGCCCUAUCCUAUGUCAUUUUCUAGGAAACUAGAGGGAUCUAGCUAGCUAUCUUUAAUUACUCAAACAUCAUUGAGAGGUGCCGUGUCAGACUUCUGGUACUCGAAACAUUCCGUGGAUUUAAGUUGUUCAGUCCAUUACCAAAAGACGACGAACACUGCGAGGCUAUAAAAUACCCGAAAACAGGAGACCUCGUUGAAACCUAGAGAAACAUGUGAAGACCCCGGUGAAGCAUCAAACGGAAAGUUAGCAUUCAGCAACGCAAAGGGGAAGGUAGCCGCCCUCCUGCCAACCUCCCUCUCCUCCUCCCAUCUCUCUGUUUCGUCUGCUGUUGCCUUGCAGGCCCCGUGAGCCAUGGAAGGCUGGCGGGUGGCACGCAGGACAUUCUCACCAGGCCCUGCAGGGGGCGCCAUGCUGGUGCUGCUGGUCUGCUGGCUCCUAGCGUACUCCGCCGUGUGCAGCAGCCAGACCUUCACCAGCUUCCACCCUGAGAGGCGGGAGUGGGCCUUUAAUCACCUGACGGUUCAUCAGAAUACCGGGGCACUGUACAUCGGCGCUGUCAACCGCGUCUACAAGCUGUCAGGUAACCUCACCCUGCUGGUGUCCCACGACACGGGCCCCGAGGACGACAACAAGGCCUGCUACCCCCCGCUGAUCGUCCAGCCCUGCUCCGAGCCCCUGGUCUCCACCAACAACGUCAACAAGCUGCUGCUCAUCGACUACUCCCAGAACCGGCUGCUGGCGUGCGGUAGUCUGUACCAGGGCGUGUGCAAGCUGCUGAGGCUGGACGACCUGUUCAUCUUGGUGGAGCCGUCCCACAAGAAGGAGCACUACCUCUCCAGCGUCAACCAGACAGGCACCAUGUACGGGGUGAUCGUGCCCUCCACCCAGGGCCAGGACGGGACCCUGUUCAUCGGGACGGCCGUGGACGGGAAACAGGACUACUUCCCCACCAUCUCCAGCCGCAAGCUCCCCCGCGACCCCGAGUCGUCCUCCAUGCUGGACUACGAGCUGCACACAGACUUUGUGUCGUCGCUCAUCAAGAUCCCGUCCGACACGCUGGCGCUCGUCUCCCACUUCGACAUCUACUACGUCUACGGCUUCGCCAGCGGCGCCUUCGUCUACUUCCUGACCGUGCAGCCCGAGACGCCCGAGAACAGCAUGUCGUCGGGCGGCUCCUCCGCCGACCUCUUCUACACCUCGCGCAUUGUGCGCCUCUGCAAGGACGACAGGAAGUUCCACUCGUACGUGUCGCUGCCGGUGGGCUGCGUCAAGAACGGCGUGGAGUACCGGCUGCUGCAGGCUGCCUACCUGGCCAAGCCGGGGAGCGUGCUGGCCGCCGCGCUCAACAUCAGCGCCCAGGACGACGUGCUGUUCACCGUCUUCUCCAAGGGCCAGAAGCAGUACCACCGCCCGCCCGAUGAUUCGGCGCUCUGCGUACUCACCAUUCGUGACAUCAACGCCCGCAUCAAGGAGCGCCUGCAGUCCUGCUACCAGGGCGAGGGCAACCUGGAGCUCAACUGGCUGCUGGGGAAGGAUGUGCAGUGCACUAAGGCGCCCGUACCCAUCGAUGACUCCUUCUGUGGGCUGGACAUCAACCAGCCCCUUGGGGGCUCCCAGCUGGUCACGGGCCACCCCCUCUACACGGAGACCCGCGACCGCAUGACCUCCGUCACCUCCUACGUCUACAACGGCUACUGCGUGGCCUUCGUGGGGACCAAGAGCGGCCGCCUCAAGAAGGUCAGUCGACAGCGCCACAACUAGAACACAGCACUUCAGUAACGUCGUCCAUCUUGCUGCUCUGGCAGAUGUCCGCUCAGCGCUUCUGGAGCCCUGCAGACUGUGUGGGCAGUCCACACGGCCCCCCAGGGGCCAUACAGUGUUAAAACGCUCCUAUUCCUGGACGUAUGGACCCCAGUCACGGCGAUCAACGCCAUGUCUCCGUGUUUAACGCCUGUGGUGGGGGUGGGGGUGGUCGGCAGGGUGCUUCCUCUGGAGUGGUUGUUAUAUGUAACCUGUGUUGAGUGCCCCAGUGUCGCAGUGCUGAAUCACCUUCGCUGGCCCAUUAGUUUUAAUGGGCACCUUGCUACCUGGCGCACAGUGAGGGGCUGGAGAGAGCAGGCCCACGCGAAGCCUUUGCAGAGCAGAGCUGGGGAGCACCAAUGCUGGGUUAAGGGCUGCCAGCCAGCUCAUAAUGACAGAUUUCACAGCUCCGCCACAAAAAACAAGGUGGCAUGAAAGCACCUAUGAGGAGGUCAUUAGAGCCAGUCUAGAGUGGCCUGAUUGGCUCGCUGAGCAGGGUGCCUUGCAGGGGAAGUAACUAGUGAUUGGCAGGAAGGGAUCACCUGACAUAAUCAACAAUCACGUUCAACAAGGCUGAUGUGUACAUUUGUGCCGCCAACUAUUGGAUAUUUUGACUGUUUGUUGGUUUUUGACAGCUGUUGGUUGUCAUGUGAUUCUUUUCCCUACAAACACAAACACACACACAAACAUGCACACACACAAGCCCCCAGAGCUGGCAUGACCAAGCUUUAGUUUUUUCCACCCUGUGGGAAACGACACAAUCGGCCCUAAUUCAUUUAGGUUCUCCUGCAUUCAUUUCUCCAUAAUCAGAACGUUGCACAGGAACAGGGGAGGUUCAUUCUGCAUGAUCUUCUUGUUUCAACCAGUUAAUAAUUUAGUGCACGGCUCUAAGUGGUUGAAUGAAAUGAGACAGAGAACAUCAUUCUCCCCACUCUGCAGCCUCAGCAUGCACAUAUCUCUUAUCUCCAGCCUCCUACCCUCACACUCUCUGCCUGUUACAUUCCCUACCUCCGUCUCCAAUCUCCUGCUCCAUGCAUGGAGAUCCCAUGCAAAGUGGCCCUGUGUGCUGGGGCCUCCUCCCUGCUUCCUGCUCAUGGGCCGCGGCUGUAACCACAGUAACGCUAGCAUGGGGGAGGAAUUAACCCGGAUAUCAGGAGCGCACCGAGAGACACGGCGCCACGCUCCAGCGCCCAGCUCACAGCGCCCAGCCCCGGCGCCAAGCCCUGGAAGAAAAGUCCGGAAGUCCACUCAGCUGAGGAGCUGAUCCGUACAUGACAAUGGCAGAGGAGAGGAUGAUGUUGUUUUGUCCCUGGUUGGGUGUGGGUGUGUGCGUGUGGAUGUGUGUGUGUGUGAGUGGGUGUGUGUGUGGGUGUGUGCCAGGACAUGUCAGGGUAGCCGUGUCCGUCCGUCCGUCUGUCUGUCUGUGUCAUAGGAGCAGCAAGCAGGCUGGAGCAGAGCGUGACAGGGAGGGCUAUAUGGUGACAGGAGCCUAUAGGAUGUGACACUUGUAACAGCAGGUGACAUGGCGGAGAGAUGUCACUGGAGCUUCCUCACGGUAGAGGCUGUGUGUCUUACACCUCCCCCACCCAGAGGGAGGGAGAGGGACACAGAGGGAAGGAGACCAGGAAAGAGAGAGAGACAUAGAAAGAGGGAGACAGAGAAAAAGGAACACAAAAAAUAGAAAAAGCAGAGGGAGGAAGAGACUGUUGAAAUGUGAAUUUAGUGCACCCAAAGAAACCAGGCCUGCACCGCUGCCUGUAAUUGGAUUGGCUCCCUUCCCGAAAACCACUCCCCCCCCUCCCCCCCGCCCCCCCCAACUCUCACACACUCCCAUCCCCCUACCGCAUCCCCAUUCAAUCCACA